AUGUCUCGCAGGGUUCCGUGGUCGAUUCAGGAGCGGUCGAGUUCAGGAAAGGCUCCGUUGUGGUCUCGCAGGGUUCCGUGGUCGAUUCAGAAGCGGUCGAGUUCAGGAAAGGCUCCGUUGUGGUCUCGCAGGGGUUCCGUGGUCGAUUCAGAAGCGGUCGAGUUCAGGAAAGGCUCCGUUGUGGUCUCGCAGGGGUUCCGUGGUCGAUUCAGGAGCGGUCGAGUUCAGGAAAGGCUCCGUUGUGGUCUCGCAGGGGUUCCGUGGUCGAUUCAGGAGCGGUCGAGUUCAGGAAAGGCUCCGUUGUGGUCUCGCAGGGGUUCCGUGGUCGAUUCAGGAGCGGUCGAGUUCAGGAAAGGCUCCGUUGUGGUCUCGCAGGGUUCCGUGGUCGAUUCAGGAGCGGUCGAGUUCAGGAAAGGCUCCGUUGUGGUCUCGCAGGGUUCCGUGGUCGAUUCAGAAGCGGUCGAGUUCAGGAAAGGCUCCGUUGUGGUCUCGCAGGGUUCCGUGGUCGAUUCAGAAGCGGUCGAGUUCAGGAAAGGCUCCGUUGUGGUCUCGCAGGGUUCCGUGGUCGAUUCAGAAGCGGUCGAGUUCAGGAAAGGCUCCGUUGUGGUCUCGCAGGGGUUCCGUGGUCGAUUCAGGAGCGGUCGAGUUCAGGAAAGGCUCCGUUGUGGUCUCGCAGGGGUUCCGUGGUCGAUUCAGGAGCGGUCGAGUUCAGGAAAGGCUCCGUUGUGGUCUCGCAGGGUUCCGUGGUCGAUUCAGGAGCGGUCGAGUUCAGGAAAGGCUCCGUUGUGGUCUCGCAGGGGUUCCGUGGUCGAUUCAGGAGCGGUCGAGUUCAGGAAAGGCUCCGUUGUGGUCUCGCAGGGGUUCCGUGGUCGAUUCAGAAGCGGUCGAGUUCAGGAAAGGCUCCGUUGUGGUCUCGCAGGGGUUCCGUGGUCGAUUCAGGAGCGGUCGAGUUCAGGAAAGGCUCCGUUGUGGUCUCGCAGGGGUUCCGUGGUCGAUUCAGGAGCGGUCGAGUUCAGGAAAGGCUCCGUUGUGGUCUCGCAGGGGUUCCGUGGUCGAUUCAGAAGCGGUCGAGUUCAGGAAAGGCUCCGUUGUGGUCUCGCAGGGGUUCCGUGGUCGAUUCAGGAGCGGUCGAGUUCAGGAAAGGCUCCGUUGUGGUCUCGCAGGGGUUCCGUGGUCGAUUCAGGAGCGGUCGAGUUCAGGAAAGGCUCCGUUGUGGUCUCGCAGGGUUCCGUGGUCGAUUCAGGAGCGGUCGAGUUCAGGAAAGGCUCCGUUGUGGUCUCGCAGGGUUCCGUGGUCGAUUCAGGAGCGGUCGAGUUCAGGAAAGGCUCCGUUGUGGUCUCGCAGGGGUUCCGUGGUCGAUUCAGGAGCGGUCGAGUUCAGGAAAGGCUCCGUUGUGGUCUCGCAGGGGUUCCGUGGUCGAUUCAGGAGCGGUCGAGUUCAGGAAAGGCUCCGUUGUGGUCUCGCAGGGUUCCGUGGUCGAUUCAGGAGCGGUCGAGUUCAGGAAAGGCUCCGUUGUGGUCUCGCAGGGGUUCCGUGGUCGAUUCAGGAGCGGUCGAGUUCAGGAAAGGCUCCGUUGUGGUCUCGCAGGGUUCCGUGGUCGAUUCAGGAGCGGUCGAGUUCAGGAAAGGCUCCGUUGUGGUCUCGCAGGGGUUCCGUGGUCGAUUCAGGAGCGGUCGAGUUCAGGAAAGGCUCCGUUGUGGUCUCGCAGGGGUUCCGUGGUCGAUUCAGGAGCGGUCGAGUUCAGGAAAGGCUCCGUUGUGGUCUCGCAGGGGUUCCGUGGUCGAUUCAGGAGCGGUCGAGUUCAGGAAAGGCUCCGUUGUGGUCUCGCAGGGGUUCCGUGGUCGAUUCAGGAGCGGUCGAGUUCAGGAAAGGCUCCGUUGUGGUCUCGCAGGGGUUCCGUGGUCGAUUCAGGAGCGGUCGAGUUCAGGAAAGGCUCCGUUGUGGUCUCGCAGGGGUUCCGUGGUCGAUUCAGGAGCGGUCGAGUUCAGGAAAGGCUCCGUUGUGGUCUCGCAGGGGUUCCGUGGUCGAUUCAGGAGCGGUCGAGUUCAGGAAAGGCUCCGUUGUGGUCUCGCAGGGUUCCGUGGUCGAUUCAGGAGCGGUCGAGUUCAGGAAAGGCUCCGUUGUGGUCUCGCAGGGGUUCCGUGGUCGAUUCAGGAGCGGUCGAGUUCAGGAAAGGCUCCGUUGUGGUCUCGCAGGGUUCCGUGGUCGAUUCAGGAGCGGUCGAGUUCAGGAAAGGCUCCGUUGUGGUCUCGCAGGGGUUCCGUGGUCGAUUCAGGAGCGGUCGAGUUCAGGAAAGGCUCCGUUGUGGUCUCGCAGGGGUUCCGUGGUCGAUUCAGGAGCGGUCGAGUUCAGGAAAGGCUCCGUUGUGGUCUCGCAGGGGUUCCGUGGUCGAUUCAGGAGCGGUCGAGUUCAGGAAAGGCUCCGUUGUGGUCUCGCAGGGGUUCCGUGGUCGAUUCAGGAGCGGUCGAGUUCAGGAAAGGCUCCGUUGUGGUCUCGCAGGGGUUCCGUGGUCGAUUCAGGAGCGGUCGAGUUCAGGAAAGGCUCCGUUGUGGUCUCGCAGGGGUUCCGUGGUCGAUUCAGGAGCGGUCGAGUUCAGGAAAGGCUCCGUUGUGGUCUCGCAGGGGUUCCGUGGUCGAUUCAGGAGCGGUCGAGUUCAGGAAAGGCUCCGUUGUGGUCUCGCAGGGGUUCCGUGGUCGAUUCAGGAGCGGUCGAGUUCAGGAAAGGCUCCGUUGUGGUCUCGCAGGGGUUCCGUGGUCGAUUCAGGAGCGGUCGAGUUCAGGAAAGGCUCCGUUGUGGUCUCGCAGGGGUUCCGUGGUCGAUUCAGGAGCGGUCGAGUUCAGGAAAGGCUCCGUUGUGGUCUCGCAGGGGUUCCGUGGUCGAUUCAGGAGCGGUCGAGUUCAGGAAAGGCUCCGUUGUGGUCUCGCAGGGUUCCGUGGUCGAUUCAGGAGCGGUCGAGUUCAGGAAAGGCUCCGUUGUGGUCUCGCAGGGGUUCCGUGGUCGAUUCAGGAGCGGUCGAGUUCAGGAAAGGCUCCGUUGUGGUCUCGCAGGGGUUCCGUGGUCGAUUCAGGAGCGGUCGAGUUCAGGAAAGGCUCCGUUGUGGUCUCGCAGGGGUUCCGUGGUCGAUUCAGGAGCGGUCGAGUUCAGGAAAGGCUCCGUUGUGGUCUCGCAGGGGUUCCGUGGUCGAUUCAGGAGCGGUCGAGUUCAGGAAAGGCUCCGUUGUGGUCUCGCAGGGGUUCCGUGGUCGAUUCAGGAGCGGUCGAGUUCAGGAAAGGCUCCGUUGUGGUCUCGCAGGGGUUCCGUGGUCGAUUCAGGAGCGGUCGAGUUCAGGAAAGGCUCCGUUGUGGUCUCGCAGGGGUUCCGUGGUCGAUUCAGGAGCGGUCGAGUUCAGGAAAGGCUCCGUUGUGGUCUCGCAGGGGUUCCGUGGUCGAUUCAGGAGCGGUCGAGUUCAGGAAAGGCUCCGUUGUGGUCUCGCAGGGGUUCCGUGGUCGAUUCAGGAGCGGUCGAGUUCAGGAAAGGCUCCGUUGUGGUCUCGCAGGGUUCCGUGGUCGAUUCAGGAGCGGUCGAGUUCAGGAAAGGCUCCGUUGUGGUCUCGCAGGGGUUCCGUGGUCGAUUCAGGAGCGGUCGAGUUCAGGAAAGGCUCCGUUGUGGUCUCGCAGGGGUUCCGUGGUCGAUUCAGGAGCGGUCGAGUUCAGGAAAGGCUCCGUUGUGGUCUCGCAGGGUUCCGUGGUCGAUUCAGGAGCGGUCGAGUUCAGGAAAGGCUCCGUUGUGGUCUCGCAGGGGUUCCGUGGUCGAUUCAGGAGCGGUCGAGUUCAGGAAAGGCUCCGUUGUGGUCUCGCAGGGGUUCCGUGGUCGAUUCAGGAGCGGUCGAGUUCAGGAAAGGCUCCGUUGUGGUCUCGCAGGGGUUCCGUGGUCGAUUCAGGAGCGGUCGAGUUCAGGAAAGGCUCCGUUGUGGUCUCGCAGGGGUUCCGUGGUCGAUUCAGGAGCGGUCGAGUUCAGGAAAGGCUCCGUUGUGGUCUCGCAGGGGUUCCGUGGUCGAUUCAGGAGCGGUCGAGUUCAGGAAAGGCUCCGUUGUGGUCUCGCAGGGUUCCGUGGUCGAUUCAGGAGCGGUCGAGUUCAGGAAAGGCUCCGUUGUGGUCUCGCAGGGUUCCGUGGUCGAUUCAGGAGCGGUCGAGUUCAGGAAAGGCUCCGUUGUGGUCUCGCAGGGUUCCGUGGUCGAUUCAGGAGCGGUCGAGUUCAGGAAAGGCUCCGUUGUGGUCUCGCAGGGUUCCGUGGUCGAUUCAGGAGCGGUCGAGUUCAGGAAAGGCUCCGUUGUGGUCUCGCAGGGUUCCGUGGUCGAUUCAGGAGCGGUCGAGUUCAGGAAAGGCUCCGUUGUGGUCUCGCAGGGUUCCGUGGUCGAUUCAGGAGCGGUCGAGUUCAGGAAAGGCUCCGUUGUGGUCUCGCAGGGUUCCGUGGUCGAUUCAGGAGCGGUCGAGUUCAGGAAAGGCUCCGUUGUGGUCUCGCAGGGGUUCCGUGGUCGAUUCAGGAGCGGUCGAGUUCAGGAAAGGCUCCGUUGUGGUCUCGCAGGGGUUCCGUGGUCGAUUCAGGAGCGGUCGAGUUCAGGAAAGGCUCCGUUGUGGUCUCGCAGGGGUUCCGUGGUCGAUUCAGGAGCGGUCGAGUUCAGGAAAGGCUCCGUUGUGGUCUCGCAGGGUUCCGUGGUCGAUUCAGGAGCGGUCGAGUUCAGGAAAGGCUCCGUUGUGGUCUCGCAGGGGUUCCGUGGUCGAUUCAGGAGCGGUCGAGUUCAGGAAAGGCUCCGUUGUGGUCUCGCAGGGGUUCCGUGGUCGAUUCAGGAGCGGUCGAGUUCAGGAAAGGCUCCGUUGUGGUCUCGCAGGGGUUCCGUGGUCGAUUCAGGAGCGGUCGAGUUCAGGAAAGGCUCCGUUGUGGUCUCGCAGGGGUUCCGUGGUCGAUUCAGGAGCGGUCGAGUUCAGGAAAGGCUCCGUUGUGGUCUCGCAGGGGUUCCGUGGUCGAUUCAGGAGCGGUCGAGUUCAGGAAAGGCUCCGUUGUGGUCUCGCAGGGGUUCCGUGGUCGAUUCAGGAGCGGUCGAGUUCAGGAAAGGCUCCGUUGUGGUCUCGCAGGGGUUCCGUGGUCGAUUCAGGAGCGGUCGAGUUCAGGAAAGGCUCCGUUGUGGUCUCGCAGGGGUUCCGUGGUCGAUUCAGGAGCGGUCGAGUUCAGGAAAGGCUCCGUUGUGGUCUCGCAGGGGUUCCGUGGUCGAUUCAGGAGCGGUCGAGUUCAGGAAAGGCUCCGUUGUGGUCUCGCAGGGUUCCGUGGUCGAUUCAGGAGCGGUCGAGUUCAGGAAAGGCUCCGUUGUGGUCUCGCAGGGGUUCCGUGGUCGAUUCAGGAGCGGUCGAGUUCAGGAAAGGCUCCGUUGUGGUCUCGCAGGGGUUCCGUGGUCGAUUCAGGAGCGGUCGAGUUCAGGAAAGGCUCCGUUGUGGUCUCGCAGGGGUUCCGUGGUCGAUUCAGGAGCGGUCGAGUUCAGGAAAGGCUCCGUUGUGGUCUCGCAGGGGUUCCGUGGUCGAUUCAGGAGCGGUCGAGUUCAGGAAAGGCUCCGUUGUGGUCUCGCAGGGGUUCCGUGGUCGAUUCAGGAGCGGUCGAGUUCAGGAAAGGCUCCGUUGUGGUCUCGCAGGGGUUCCGUGGUCGAUUCAGGAGCGGUCGAGUUCAGGGAAAGGCUCCGUUGUGGUCUCGCAGGGGUUCCGUGGUCGAUUCAGGAGCGGUCGAGUUCAGGAAAGGCUCCGUUGUGGUCUCGCAGGGGUUCCGUGGUCGAUUCAGGAGCGGUCGAGUUCAGGAAAGGCUCCGUUGUGGUCUCGCAGGGGUUCCGUGGUCGAUUCAGGAGCGGUCGAGUUCAGGAAAGGCUCCGUUGUGGUCUCGCAGGGGUUCCGUGGUCGAUUCAGGAGCGGUCGAGUUCAGGAAAGGCUCCGUUGUGGUCUCGCAGGGGUUCCGUGGUCGAUUCAGGAGCGGUCGAGUUCAGGAAAGGCUCCGUUGUGGUCUCGCAGGGGUUCCGUGGUCGAUUCAGGAGCGGUCGAGUUCAGGAAAGGCUCCGUUGUGGUCUCGCAGGGGUUCCGUGGUCGAUUCAGGAGCGGUCGAGUUCAGGAAAGGCUCCGUUGUGGUCUCGCAGGGGUUCCGUGGUCGAUUCAGGAGCGGUCGAGUUCAGGAAAGGCUCCGUUGUGGUCUCGCAGGGGUUCCGUGGUCGAUUCAGGAGCGGUCGAGUUCAGGAAAGGCUCCGUUGUGGUCUCGCAGGGGUUCCGUUGUCGAUUCAGGAGCGGUCGAGUUCAGGAAAGGCUCCGUUGUGGUCUCGCAGGGGUUCCGUUGUCGAUUCAGGAGCGGUCGAGUUCAGGAAAGGCUCCGUUGUGGUCUCGCAGGGGUUCCGUGGUCGAUUCAGGAGCGGUCGAGUUCAGGAAAGGCUCCGUUGUGGUCUCGCAGGGUUCCGUUGUCGAUUCAGGAGCGGUCGAGUUCAGGAAAGGCUCCGUUGUGGUCUCGCAGGGUUCCGUUGUCGAUUCAGGAGCGGUCGAGUUCAGGAAAGGCUCCGUUGUGGUCUCGCCGAGCUGA
Molecule: messenger RNA, 6579 nt
Organism: Caenorhabditis sp. 36 PRJEB53466
Lineage: Eukaryota; Metazoa; Nematoda; Chromadorea; Rhabditida; Rhabditidae
Source: the annotation of a GenBank genome assembly